Trematomus bernacchii (emerald rockcod) is the source of this 2254-nucleotide messenger RNA. It is a transcript of the gene purbb, whose product is annotated as purine-rich element binding protein Bb. Gene Ontology annotation, biological process: regulation of transcription by RNA polymerase II. The record is from RefSeq and is a predicted model, not a curated record. Gene Ontology annotation, molecular function: purine-rich negative regulatory element binding; RNA polymerase II transcription regulatory region sequence-specific DNA binding; DNA-binding transcription factor activity, RNA polymerase II-specific. NCBI's taxonomy places the organism in Eukaryota, Metazoa, Chordata, Actinopteri, Perciformes, Nototheniidae. Gene Ontology annotation, cellular component: nucleus. The transcript has a single exon. Bases 16 to 1047 code for a protein of 343 amino acids.
UGACGUGCACCGACAAUGAGCGUGAAGGCUGAGCGCAACCCAGAAAGCAGCUACGCAGGACGGAGGGGCAGAAGCCGAAUGGUGGAGCUGAAGAUGGCGGAUGGCGACAGCGGGAGUGAGCGCGGUGGUAGUAGCGGGGGAGGAGGAGGUGGCGGUGGCGGUGCCGGUGCCGGUGCGGGUGCGGGUGCGGGUGCGGGUGGAAGCGGAAGCGGCUUCCAGCACUUCCAGAGGGACCAGGAGACCCAGGAGCUAGCGUCCAAGCGCCUGGACAUCCAGAACAAGCGCUUCUAUCUGGACGUCAAGCAAAACAGCAAGGGCAGAUUCAUCAAAAUCGCCGAGGUAGGGGCCGGGGGCUCCAAGAGUCGCUUGACCCUCUCCCUGUCGGUGGCGGCGGAGUUCCGCGACUACCUCGGGGAUUUCAUCGAGCACUACGCCCAGCUUGGGCCUAGCAGUCCGGAGCAGAUCGCCCAGGCCACCUCUGGGGAGGACGGCGGGCCCAGGCGAGCUCUGAAGAGCGAGUUUCUCGUCCGGGAAAACCGCAAGUACUACCUGGACUUGAAGGAGAACCAGCGGGGGAGGUUCCUGCGGAUCCGGCAGACCGUAAACCGUGGCCCUGGCUAUGGAGUCGGGGGGCCUUCGGGCGGCAUGCUGUCCGGCCAGACCAUAGCCCUUCCUGCCCAGGGGCUAAUAGAGUUUAGAGACGCCCUUGCUAAGCUCAUAGAUGAUUACGGGGGAGACGACGAGGAGCUGGCCGGGAGCAUGGCCGCCGGGGGCUACAGCGAGCUCCCCGAAGGCACCUCCAUCAUGGUGGACUCCAAGCGGUUCUUUUUCGACGUCGGGUCCAACAAAUACGGAGUGUUCCUGCGUGUGAGCGAGGUGAAGCCAAGCUACAGGAACUCUAUCACCAUCCCGUUCAAAGCCUGGAGCAAAUUUGGAGGAGCUUUCAGCAAAUACGCCGAGGAGAUGAAGGAGAUCCAGGAGAGGCAGAAGGAUAAAACGUACGAGAGGAGAGACGAGUCCGAGGGAGACGAAGUGGACGACGACUGAUACAAUUUAAAAAUAAAACAGCUGUUAGUCAAGUAACAUGACAGAUCUGCAAUUAAAGGGGGGUAUUUUGCAUAAAAGAGAAAAAGCAGAAAUGACAAAGUGCAUGACAAAUCGUGCUGUAAUAGCCUACUAAAGUUUUGUGGCGUAAAAAAAAAAGUACAUGUGCAGGGAAUUAUUGGUGUAUUAUCCUAAGGGUUGGAGGGUUGAGGGUUGGAGUGAUUAUGUGAAUCUGAAAGUGAAAAAAACAAGUGGACUAAAUGUGUAAAUGAGAUAGUCUCAUUGGUAAAAAAAAAAAGAGUGCUUUAUUGUAAUAAAGAGGAAAAAGAGAACCUACUAAAACCAGCAAAUUGGUUUUUAUAACUAGAAAUGAAGCCAAUGAAUGCUUUCCUAUUUGCAACAUAGUUUAUAUUUAAAGAGUGAGGAGUCAACCUGUUUAAGAUGUUUUCCUUGCUCCAAUUUAAGGGGGGAGAACUAGCAUCCAUUGUAUUCCUGUUCCAGUCCAGGGCAGAUUGUGGGAUUUUUGCAAGUCAAUCAGAUGAACCUGAGAAGGAUGUAUAGAAAGCUAGCUGCAGUGGAUUUUUGCAUUAGAUACACCAGCAGCCGUCAAAUAGCACAGAAGCCUGCAGUCAAACGAAAAGAUUACCCAAAAUAUUAGGGGGAAGUUACUGAGAGGAUUAUCUUUAAACCCAAACAACAAGGGCCUUGCAGACUAAACUGAAGCUUUGACUCCUGUAGUUGAUUACAGUGCAGAUCAGCUGGGUUUUAUGUUAUACAUACAAUGUUGGCAAUAUAUUUAAAGCUUAAAUCAUGUUGUUUAAAGUAAGAUUCACUUUCCUCACACCAGAGCAUCCCUGGUGUUUGAGAACAACCAGCCAACAAGUGGAGAGAGGACAGUCUCUUGUUCCCCCUCCAAGGACUUCUAUUGCUCAUUUUCUCCCACAUGUCACUACAAGGGUCCAAAUAUCCGGCAUUCGGAGGGGGGCGCUGCAUCAGAUUCAGCGAAAAGCUCCUCUGACCUUCCAGCUCUGCCGGACUGCAGAGCGUCAGCGAUGAGUUUUCCCAUCAGCCUCUCUGUCACGGUCAGAGCUGAACUGACAACCAGCCACAGGCCACUUUCUGACGUAACUUUCAACAUCUUCCAACACGUGAAGACCCUGGACAGAAACUAAUUGAUGGAUGUUUUUCUUCUUUUUUUUUUUUUUUUUUU